GGCCGUACUACCUCGAAGUUCUCCGCUCCCGCUGCGCAAGACGAUGAAGGACACACCUUAGUCCACUGACUCAUUCGAUAACUUUCCCUUGAUAUCAUACGGUAGGAGUCCCUUUAGGUCGAAGAUGGCUGUUGCGAUGCUAGAAUAUCGUAAGCUUCUCUUGAAGAUCAGUAAGGAUCUGAGGGACGAAGAAUUCCAGGAACUGAAAUUGCUUUGUCUUGACUUGGUUCCAGCGGCUAAGGCAGAAGGGCUAACAAGCGGACAGAUGCUGUUCGGUGCACUUGAAGAAGCCUCACUCAUCACUCCAGGAAAUGUGGAGUUGCUGAAAGAAUUACUUGAGCCGAUCAGAAAAGAUUUAGUACCGUUGGUAGAUGAGUAUGAGAAGAAAAUACCCGGUAUCACUGCCAUUGCGGAGAUGAGAACAGAUACGCCAGGAGGACACCAAGGACAACUUGUUACUGAAGAUGUUCUUUUCAAAAUUGGACGUAGUCUUGCUCGUGACUGGAGAAAUUUGGCUCGUUGCUUGAAAAUGAAAAAUGAUGACAUCCUUGGUUUAGCAUCAGAUUAUAGAGACAGCUUACAAGAGCAGGGAACACAAAUGCUUUUCAAAUGGUUUAAGGAUUUUGGAGAUGCAAGAAAGAAUGAUAUAUCAGGGACACUGGCAAUGCAAGCUGCUGCAGCAAAUACGCUAGAUGAAGCAUUACGAAAAGCUCGUCUCUCCAGUAUUGCUGAUCAGAAUUUUGGCAGAGUCUUUUUGGAUGCUAGAAGGAAAUAAUGUCAAGAAAGCCAGGAAUCACAAAUCACAUAUUAACCUUCUCUUGUACAUGUAUAACAAUCUGAUCAGAUACAGAAUAGAUCAACAAGUCAUGCAA
This is a messenger RNA of Corticium candelabrum, 872 nucleotides long. Its product is annotated as FAS-associated death domain protein-like. The record is from RefSeq and is a predicted model, not a curated record. Gene Ontology annotation, molecular function: protein binding. Gene Ontology annotation, biological process: regulation of apoptotic process; signal transduction. Bases 125 to 775 code for a protein of 216 amino acids. The transcript is spliced from 2 exons. NCBI's taxonomy places the organism in Eukaryota, Metazoa, Porifera, Homoscleromorpha, Homosclerophorida, Plakinidae.